UAUUUUAUAAUAAUUUCAAUCUCUUUAGUUCCUUCGAUUUAAGAGAGACAUUAUCGAACGACUUGAUAGGUAUAUCGACAAGAAUUUCUCGAAGAUACUCAAAAGAGGAUCAGAUAACCGAGUUAGGUUGCAAGAUGAUGAGAUUGCCGAUUGCGUGGUGAAGCAACGAGAAACCCCUCGGAUGACAGACAAUCCACCAAGAAUCAGCGCCACUAUCACCAUCACCAAUGUAAACCGCACAACCGUUCAGCGGUUUCUAUGGGAUCUCAAUACUUAUUCAACUCUAGAGAAAUUCUCGUUUCAACAGGGCUUAGGCAACUCGAAUUCCCCGAAAGGUCAUAUACAAGUCAACGAGGUUGACUCCCACCUCGAUAUUGUGAAACUGACGUUCGAAUUCCUUCGUGAGCCAGUAGACCCAAGGACCCAACCUAUUGGCCGCUAUUUGCUAUGCCAUCUUCCAGACCAUCUCAAAGUCUUGCACGAAGCCACCGGCUUAGACGUCAUUGGACCGAAUGACAAGAGAGAGAUUGGAAAGGGUAUUUAUGACCUGUUCGACGAUGUAGAGAUAGUUGAAAGGCGUUGGGGUAGUUGUGGAACGGUGAUGUGGUUUGGAAACUCUGAGCAAAUGUCGAUAUUCUGGAAAUGGCUACAAGACCCAGUAGCCAUCAGUAGCUUAUCGAGAAAUGACAAGAAGAUCUUGGUUAAUGCGAGAUCAGACGAAAAUCCCGACCGUCAGCUACUCACACCUAUUUUGACACAUAGCCCAUAUUUUCUCUUCGCCUCCCCUUGAUUUAAACAAGUCAUAGCUUGAAUGGGCGACCGGUGGCGCUACAUAGGUAAAGUUUAACCUAGGGUGUUGUUAUUUCAACUUGUUAAACCGUCGGGGAUG
Molecule: messenger RNA, 889 nt
Organism: Daldinia loculata
Lineage: Eukaryota; Fungi; Ascomycota; Sordariomycetes; Xylariales; Hypoxylaceae
Exons: 1
Coding region: 182-790 (202 amino acids)
Source: RefSeq, a predicted model, not a curated record